AUGGCAAAGGUGGUGAGAUUUUCAUUUGAGAAAAUCUAUGGUGAUUCGUUUAAAGUAUUUUGUGAAGAGCCAAUCAAUAUUCCUCUUGGACAACCUUCUUACUGGCUUAUUUCACGCCUUAUUGUCGACCAUAAUAUCCCCAAAUUUGCUGAAAAAGAUUUUUCUGAUGCACUACUCGCUUUUCUCAAGGAAAAUGAGAAGGCUCGUGUUGACGAUUGCUUGACAAAUCUUUAUGAAAGUCUAGCAAAGUCAGGAAACGAGCCUAGUCGAAUCGCCAGUUCGCUAGAAGAACGUGUCAAUGAGCGCAUUUCGACUAGAUUUCAGUCUGAUCCACCAACUGAUGAGGAGAUCUUCGGACAAACCUUCACGAAGAUAGUUAACUCUCCCGCCGCAAUGGAUUUAAUCCAAUUAGAACACUCAUUUGCAGCAGCUGUAGAAACAGAAGUCAUCGAACGCAAUCGAAUUCUUAAGGAAUUGGAGAUGGAACUUGAAAGUGGAACCGAGGCUAUGUUGUCCAACAACUAUGUCGAAGAAGCGGUUUCGGAGUUGCAACGUCGAUUCCAUACAGAAUAUGAAGUUAAGAAAAUGACCCUGAAUAGUGGUAUUAGUGAGUUAAAGGAAACACAACGGAAGGACUACCGAAAUUUUGUCAUGUCAAUUGAAGAGCAAAUACUUCAAGUGGAUUUAUCUAAACCCCUCCCACCUAGGCCGUCGGAACUCAUUGACAACGCUGCGACCCAUUCAACCCCAAAGAGGACGGUGAAUCCUUCUAAUCUUGCUGGUCCGCGUUCGGAGAGCUUCAUGAUUCAGUUGGGACGCCAACUUCGAUCAUUCUACAACUUAAAAUUUGUUGAAGCUGAUCCAAUGGAUCUUAUGGCACCGAUCGGAUCUUCGCUCGGCAUACCGAAUUCACAACAACCAAGGCAAGGUUUAUGUCCUGUUAUUAACGCCGAAUCUACUAUCAACCUGGCUGAGCGAUUGAGCAGUGCUCUUACCAUUUACUCAAAUGAGCUAACCGGUCUAGUAAUCCUUGUUGAUAACCAAAUACUUCAAUCCAAAGAUCAGCAAAGACUCGCUGAUGUCUGCGAAUUGUCAACAGACUUUCAUUUUCCUGAGCUGGAUCGCCAACUGUACAAAAUAAAGGAAACUAUGCUCGACCUCUCGUCUCAUGUUCAGGAGACGUCUUCUGCAAACACACCGAAAACGCAUCCUAAACCUGGCGACGUUUAUCUCACUCGCCACUCGAAUCUCCGUGCCAGUGAAAUCGGUGGAAAUGCAGGGGGUGGUGGUGGGGUUGAAGUCGUCUUCCACGUUGUCGCGGAUGACGACGUUUGUGCGGUAUCAAAAGAGGGUUCAAAAUCGCUUGCCUCACCAUCUUUGCCAUCUUAUCUCCUCAGAGCUCUUUCUGCUGUCCUCAGAGUAUGCAACCAACAUGACAUAACUACGCUCUCUCUUCCCCUACUUUUCACAAGAAGAUCUCUUGAAGUGAGUUCUUAUGUCAUUGAAUUUUGA
Molecule: messenger RNA, 1512 nt
Organism: Rodentolepis nana
Lineage: Eukaryota; Metazoa; Platyhelminthes; Cestoda; Cyclophyllidea; Hymenolepididae
Source: the annotation of a GenBank genome assembly